AUGGAGCUGAUCGGGGAGCUCCGACCCCCAGUGAGGGGGCACACGAUGCAGAGGCGAUGGAGACCUGCGAUGGCUAGACUGGCACAAAUUAAUGUCAAUCGGUCUAGACCAUCGCAGGACAUGGUCGCAAGAGUGAGCAGUGAGCUUGGUGUGGGGCUGGUUGCCAUCUCCGAGCCUAACAGGAUCCCGGAUGAUGGACGAUGGUUGUCUUCCACGGACAACCCGCCAUCAGCUGCCAUAACCUGGCAAUGGUCGCAGGCCAGAAUACCUUGCUCGCCCCUCUGGAGAGGGAAGAGGUUCGCGGCGGUAGACUGGGGGGAUACUGUGGUGGUUUCUUGCUACUUUCCUCCCAGCCUCGACGAAGAAGAGUUCCUCAGGGACCUUAGUGAACUGGAAAGAAAGCUGACGGGUGCGUUGGGUCGUCCAAUUGUCAUCGCGGGCGACUUCAACGCUCGUGCCCUCGCGUGGGACGGGGGCGGCCGAAACAGAAGGGGGGAUCUCCUUCUGAACUGGCUAGCCACAUUGGACCUGCAGGUCAUAAACGAGGGAGCAGAGCCGACCUGUGUGCACCCCCGUGGAACUUCGAGGGUCGACCUGACGAUAGCGUCGCCUUCUGCCGCCAGGAAAAUAUCUGAAUGGAGGGUUGCAUCGGAGGUGGAAUCCUUAUCGGACCACCGCUAUGUGACGAUGAGGUUGGGGACCUCCAUCCUGGGCCCAGAGACCGGGAGAGUUGCUCUACGGACGUUCCCGAGAUGGAUGGCCAGCAGGGUGAACUCUGAUUUGAUGGAGGCAGUGGCCGUCUUUGCAGCGUGGAGCGAGAGCCCUGGAGACGCCGAUGAAGGAGCCCUAAACUUGGAUCGGGUAAUGCGGGACAUAUCCGAUGCCAGUAUGCCGAGAAAAGGACUUCCGAGAAGACCACAUGCGUAUUGGUGGAACGAGGAGAUUUCGGAGCUCCGCCGUUCCUGUAACGCGUGCAGAAGGAGGGUGACACGAACUCGGUCGCGCGCAAACGUGCCUCCUGAGGAGUUGAGGGCCCUCUGGGGCGAACUAAGGACUAAUAAACGUAGAGAGUUAAGGG
Trachymyrmex cornetzi is the source of this 1078-nucleotide messenger RNA. RefSeq lists its product as uncharacterized. The transcript has a single exon. The record is from RefSeq and is a predicted model, not a curated record. Gene Ontology annotation, molecular function: catalytic activity. The annotation marks the transcript as partial. Lineage: Eukaryota; Metazoa; Arthropoda; Insecta; Hymenoptera; Formicidae.